AUGCACCCAACAAGUGAUGCUUCGGAGAAAGGAGAAAUGCAUUACCCACCCUUGCAUCCUGCCUCCAUCCCUCAUGGGGAAUCCACCAACAGCACUAGGUCCAGUGAAGAUACCUUUGGUAUGGAAACCAGACAAAUGUUCUGGAACACCUUGAGGAGACUUCAUGUAGAUCAGAAGACGGAGGCUGUGACUUAUGUGACUGAGUUGCAUGUGGAGGCUGAUGAAGAAGGAGCCUCUGCUAAUGUGGAUCCCGAAGAGGAAGUAGAUUUCAAAAAGCGAUGCAGUUAUGAUCUCUCUAUGCUCAUUGGCAAUGCCUUGGGCAUGAUGACAAAUUCCUUCAAAGAGCAGAGAGCCUGGAUUGCAGGUGUGAACUGGCCUUACAUCUUCCUGGGUUCCAAGGGUUCCGCAUUUCCAAUGCACUGCGAAGACAUGGAUUUGUUUUCAGUGAACCUUCAUAUGGGCGGAUACCUGAAAAUUUGGUACUCAAUACAAGGUAAAGAUAUUCCCAAAUAUGAGAACAUCUUGAAGCUGAUGUAUGCCAAUGGAGCCUGUCCAAUGGUUGGGAGACACAAACUGCUAUUAUUUGAUGAGGCCUGGCUUAACUUCUUUGGCAUUGUACCCUGCAUUGCUGUACAGGAACCCUGGGAUAUGAUUGUGACAUUUCCAAAGGGUUACCAUGGAGUUUUUAAUGAGGGGUUAAAUGUCAAUGUUGCAGUUAACUUUGCAAUGGACAUUUGGGUAGAUUAUGCCAUAAGGGCAAAGUCAUGCAUGUGUGGAUUUGUUGAAAGUCUACGCUUUUCCAUGGAGCAAUAUGUCCGCUGGCAAACUCCUAAUCUAUAUAAGGACUGGGUGAAUGGGACUAUUACCUGUCUACCUGAAGAAAAGGAUAGAUCAGACCUUCACAAAUGCAAACUCCAGCCUCAAGCAAAUGUGCCAACCCUAACAGAACUGCUACAGACUAAAAUCCCACAUACAGAGGAGGAAUGGAUACAGAGUGGGAGCAGCAUGCUUGAAAAGGACUUGUUCAGUUUGCUGUUGGAGAGGAUUCUUUUCCUGGAGACACAAUUGCUAGACCUUAUGCUGGUCACUGGAAAACGUUUGGCUGUCAAAAAUGACUCCUACCUUCCCCUCGUGAAAGAAGAGAUGGAGAAGAGGAAGAAAAAGAAAAGCAGGAAGACAAGUAAAAGAAAGAGGCCCAAUGGCUGGACGUUCAGCGAAGAUCGUCAAAUCACGAAGCAUGUUUUGGAAGAGAGUAAGGAAGAUGUGCGGAGUGCUUCCAUCUCGCUCAGAGGACUGAAGUGGAAGCUCAAUAUACCUGGGCGGAGUGAAAAAGAUGCUAAGGAUCGCUGGCGUCUGCUUUCAAAGAAAGCAUCGGAAACUCGGACGUUGUUUGAGAUGGCCAGCGAGGUUUCCAGGAAACUGAAGGAUGAGACGUUCCGCUCUAAGCUGAAGCAGCUGGAGGCAAAUUUCCCGCCAAAGCCAAGAACUGCGAAAUCCCUUUUUAUCCAGGCGAGGCUAAGGAUAUUGGAGAGGAAAAAUCCUGGUGUGAGGCAGGAUCAGGCGGCACAGAUGAAGAUCCUCGGGGGAAAAUUCAAGGAUAUCACUGAUGAAAAGAAGACGAAGUAUUCUCGCUUGGCAAUGAGAGAAAAGCUGAGUUACGAAGAACGAAAAGAAGAGUUUUUAAAGGGCAUUGCUGUCCCACAACGCCUGAUGGCUGAAUACCACUUGUUACCCCUGGGCAGUGGAGUGGUAAUUUUGGAUAAUUUGCUCUGCUAUGGAGACAUGAAGAUGUCUACAAAAUCGUGA
Molecule: messenger RNA, 1806 nt
Organism: Notodromas monacha
Lineage: Eukaryota; Metazoa; Arthropoda; Ostracoda; Podocopida; Cyprididae
Source: the annotation of a GenBank genome assembly